UUAUGUAGCCUAAAGAUGACUUUUAUUUUGUAUCCUGAUUAGACAGGUCUGACUGGAGUCGCUGUGUUGCUAAGCUAAAGGCAGAAACGUCCGUCCAUUUUGAAACAAUUUGACAGCAAAAUGCACAUUUCAGAGAUCCCCAGCAGUUGCAGACAGAUCGAGGCGGUGUUCACUAGCGCCCCCGCUGGUCUGGAGGGCUUUAAGGCUCACUCUGUGUUUCAGGAGAUCGCUAAAAAGCUGGAGGAGGAAGGUGAUCAGUACGUGAAGAAGAUCGGAGGUGUGUUCGCUUUCAAAGUGAAGGACGGCCCUGACGGCAAAGAGGCCACGUGGAUCGUAAACGUGCGUGACGGAAAGGGCUGCGUCCACAACGACACCUCUAAGAAGGUGGACUGUACCAUCGUGAUGUCGGAUUCUGACCUGCUGGCCCUCAUGACGGGGAAGAUAAACCCUCAGACUGCGUUUUUCCAGGGAAAGCUGAAGGUCACAGGGAACAUGGGAAUGGCCAUGAAGCUCCAGAACCUGCAGCUACAACCAGGCAAAGCCAAGCUGUGAGACUCCGCCCACGUGGACGAGCGUCCCCUCCGUCAGCGCGACUCGAGCAGGGACGGAGAGUCUCAUCUCUUCUUUCAUCUCUGCUUUAGCCUUCAGACACUCACUCACCACUAAACCCGAGAUCAGCACCACUGAGCUCCGACAUAUUCCCAGCUCGAUCUCCGAUCAUAUUCCCACCCUAACGCUGGAUCAUAUUCCCACCCCAACAAUGGAUCGUAUACCUAACCCCAAUGCUGGAUCAUAUUCCCACCCCAAUGCCGGAUCAUGUCCCACCCCAAAACUAGAUCAUAUUCCCACCCCAAAACUAGAUCAUAUUCCCACCCCAACGCCGGAUCAUAUUCCCACCCCAACGCCAGAUCAUAUUCCCACCCCAACGCCGGAUCAUAUUCCCACCCCAAAACUAGAUCAUAUUCCCACCCCGACACUGGAUCAUAUUCCCACCCCGACACUGGAUCAUAUUCCCACCCCGACACUGGAUCAUGAUCCAUCUCGACCCCAGAUCAUUUCCCACCUUGACACCAGAUCAUGUCCCAGUCCUCCUUCUUUACUCCUUUACUCCUUCUCUAACACACUCAGGAAUAUGUGAAAUUUGUGAAAGUGUCAGUUUGGCUAAAAAAGAAAUACACACAGUCCCACUUACUGCAAACAUAGACGAUCAACCGUGACACGUUUGGUGGGCGGAGUUUGGAGUGAUUUCUGAAAGUAGUCUCUGAUUGGUCAUCUGAAAUGUCAGUUAGAUUCUCUAAUUCUCUAAUUCUGUCCUGCGAGAUUAGAGAAAGGAUGUUGUGUAUGUUCACGUUUUUAUGCAAACUGUCACAUGCGUGUUACGAAAGCGUUGAUGAUUAAAUUUGUUGAUUAAAGUGAGAAGGAAACAGGACUCAUGCUGCAUUCUUGUCACGUUGUGAAGAUCGGAAAACGUCCCGUUAUUCCGGGAGCCUCAGCGCACUUCGUGCAUGUAAUCGCGAAGCAAACGGACGUCGUGCGUAGCUGCGAUCACGCUACUCAACCAAGCUCGUGAUUGGUCGUUAGAAACAAAGGAGGAUCGGCAGCUUUUCUGUCACAGUGGAAGCUGUUGUGUAAUUUUAACGGCGCCACCUGCAGCACUGGAGCUCGUGAAGCUGUCUCGUCUCCACAUUAAGUAUGCCGAAGCUUUUAGCGUUCACGUUUUUCCAUUUCAUUCCUUGAAAAACUUUUUUUCUGGUUGUUUAUUAGCAUGAGAUCUUCCUAAUCAUCAGGAAGCAGGUGGUGAAAUUUAUCAGCUCUAAUUCAUGAAAAAUAAAGUAAUAUUCCAACAAGAUUCUUCACAGAAGAACAGUGUGUUUAUGCUGGCAGUUGCCUCGCGUCCAAGCUCGCAAAAUUCCGACUCCCCAUGUGACAUGAAUGCUGCAUUCAGAAGGAAAGAUCCAGAUCCAGAACUAGAUAAUAAUAAUAAUAAUCAUAAUAAUAUGAGUGUAAUAGUUCAUUGUGACUCUCUAACACUAAAACCUUCCUGACUUUCAAAGAUAAUCCCAUUGUCUGAUCCGAGGAUGUUGGAAUUCCGUUUCAUUUCCAACACACGUCCUUCUGCACAGCGUCUCUGCAAGGGCGGAGCUUAAAGUGACAUACGAUCACACCACCAUAAAUCCCCUAACACAAUAUUACGUCCUAGCAUAAGCUGGGAAAACUCAUGAAUAAUUAAUGAGCGGCAGCUGCUUCAUCCAAUCACAGUGCGAGAAAAUCUUUGUGAACACAUUUCACCACAACGCAAUGGUAGCUACGUACUGUAUAUCAUAUCAAUGUAGACAGCUAGCUCAUGUUAGCCAUCUUAUGCGAGCUAACUUUAGCUGAGUGAUUUUGCUCGCUAGCUAGUUAAUGUUAAGUGUGAUUGUAUGUAAACAUGUGGAAGUAUGUGUUCAGCCUCACAGCUGUGCUUUUAUUCAACAAAUAACCUGGAAAAAUUGGAGUUUAACUAAAAAAAAAAAAAUUUAACUAUUUUUUUAGCGAUCAUGGCUACUGGAUUUGAUUACACAGUAUAUUUAGUUUACUGUAGUUCCGCGCUAUAAUGCUACAGAGGUAAUGUUAACAUCGGCUAAGCUAAAUAAAUGCCUGGCUAAAGCUUAGCUAGCUGGCUAGCUUAGCUAAUGUUGCUAAACUGCUAUCAUGUAAUAUAAAGUAGAAUUUUGUACUGAAUCGAAGAAACAAAAAGAAACAUUUUGUGAUGCGUUACAUCAUGUGAUCAAAUGUAACUUAAGCUCCGCCUCUCGUUGAUCCACAGAGAUUUGAAACGCAGUAAAAAUCAAGUGACCUGGAGUGUGUGUGUGUGUGUGUGUGUGUGUGUGUGUGUGUGUGUGUGUGUGUGUGCGUGCGCGUGUGUUUUCAGGGUUUAAUAAAGGUGAUGAUAAUAUAGCAGUCUGAAUAAACUGUUGUGACGUUUGGAACUGUUUCUUUCUGUGUGUGUGUGUGUGUGUGUGUGUGUGUGUGUGUGUGUGUAGUUUAAAUUUUUACUAAAUAAAAGUUUUCUCUUUGGCAUUAUCUCACAUGUAGUCAGAAGUUUUAUUAAAGGUUUUUACAGUGA
This is a messenger RNA of Pangasianodon hypophthalmus (striped catfish), 3106 nucleotides long. RefSeq names its product sterol carrier protein 2b (gene scp2b). Gene Ontology annotation, cellular component: cytosol. The transcript has 5 exons. The record is from RefSeq and is a predicted model, not a curated record. The coding region runs from base 121 to 552 and encodes 143 amino acids. NCBI's taxonomy places the organism in Eukaryota, Metazoa, Chordata, Actinopteri, Siluriformes, Pangasiidae.